GCGUGCAUGUGAUAGCGCGAGAGAAAGGGAGAGAGAGAAGGGGAGAGAAAGGAGGGGUAUUUUACACCAAGCUUUUUUCUUUCUGCCCUUGAGCAUCCCGGGUAAACCCGAGCUUGUUAAGUGGGAGGAGAAGGACAGAUACCAGCCCUUCCUCAAAGUCAAUGUUUCACUUAUUUUCACUUCACGUCACAAUUCAGUUUUUCGCUUGUUUCCCCACCGACUGGUUUUAGAUCCAGGACACCGUUCUAUCUUGUGAAGCCAUCCGUGGUGUAAUAAAAAAGUAACCGACAGGAGAAAAAAACAAACAACGAGACCGCAUCAGAUAACCGUAGUGUACAAUACGCUACAGUACACCUCGACGGAACUCAGUAGAGUGAAUGGAGCCGAGCAGGGCUUCUGGUAGAGGAGCGUUCGUAUAACGGGACACGGAGCGGCUCUCCCGGAUGAACAUUAUAAGACCGUCACUGAGGCAAGGCGCCGGACCGGUGCGUCACGACCCGAUGGAUGUGUCUAAAGACGUCGCCACCGUUCACUCAUCCCUCAUAGUGUACAGCUCCCAUCUUUUUCAACGGAAAAGGACAUCUGAAGUAUGGAUUUGUUCUGCUAAUAUCAAGAAGACCCUUAACGCUGCGACCUCAUCACUGGCAUCACUAUGGUUGAAGUAGAUGUGAAGUUUCUCUGUGACUUUCGACGCUCCCUAAAACACAAUUUUACAAAUUCAACGUAGAAACAAGAAGUUAUUGUUUCCUAAAGAAGCCUUGAUUAUUUGUAGGCCAACGUUUGUUUACCAGUUGUGAAUGAACUCGCCGGAACACUAAUUUCUGUUCAGUUCAUUUGUAUUUUCACAUAAUCCCGGAAACUUCCGUGUAUCGCUCAAGUGAGCGAGCAAGCGGAAAAUGGUGACAUCGAAGUUACUUUUGGCCUCCGUAUGAUCCCCAGUCACAUUCCAUGCUAUUCACCCCAGCUCUGAAUACCGUGCCCCCCCUCACCCUCUGCUGCCUAAUCCCUCUCCUUCUUGGACCACUGUCGUGGACCCCCGCCUGCCAUGCUCCGUCAGGCCGUGUUGCUCCUCCUGCACUGCUUCGUAUCCUCGACGCUGGGCCAGUACGAUCAGUGCAAGUCGCUGGUGAGCACGGACGAUGGUGCGAUGUGGGAGCAGUACGCAUGCCAGCCGAAGGCUCAGUCCAUGAAGGACUACAUGCGGGUCAAGGUGGACCCGCCGGGCAUAACCUGCGGGGACCCACCCGAGAGAUUCUGCACUCUGGAGAACCCGUACAUGUGCAGCGACGAGUGUGACGCCUCCAACCCGGACCUGGCCCACCCGCCUCAGCUGAUGCAUGACCGCGAGCGCACCGGCCUGAUCACCUACUGGCAGACGGUCACGUGGUCCCGCUACCCAGAACCCCUUCUGGCCAACAUCACCCUGGCGUGGAACAAGAGCCUGGAGCUGACCGACGACGUCGCCGUGACUUUUGAGUAUGGCCGACCCACCGUCAUGGUGCUGGACAAGUCCACGGACCACGGGCGCACAUGGCAGGCCUACCAGUUCUACGCCGACGACUGCCUAGACGCCUUCAACAUGGCACCGAAGUACGUGCGCGACCUGUCGCCGGCGAACAUCACCCGGGUCAUCUGCACCGAGCAGUACUCGCGCUGGGUCGGGUCGAAGAACGACAAGAACGUGAAGUUUGAGGUUCGCGAGCGUUUUGCGGUGUUCGCCGGGCCGAGGUUGCUCAACAUGGACGGCCUGUACACGCGUAUGGAGAGCAUGAAGGGCCUGAGGGACUUCUUCACCUUCACCAACCUCAGACUGAGGCUGCUCAGGCCGGCCCUGGGGGGGACCUACGUCCAGAGGGACAACCUCCUCAAAUACUUCUACGCCAUCUCCAACAUUGAGGUUCCCGCAAGGUGUAAGUGCAACCUGCACGCGUCACUGUGCCUGCUGCAGGAGGGCAGCCUGCAGUGUCAGUGUGAACACAACACCACAGGGCAGGACUGUCAGCGCUGCAAGAAGGGCUUCAAAGCCAAGUCGUGGAAGGCCGGCUCCUACCUGCCCACGCCCAACGGAUCCCCCAACACCUGUGCAGUCGCUGGUGCUCCCACAGGUGGUGGUUCAAAGCCGGCCAGCCCCACGACCGGGCCAGGAGAGACAGACCUCAGCUUCCUGACCCCUGACCCCCUGACUGAGGCUGCAGAGCAACCACUUUUAACCAAGGCCCCAGCUGACUUCACCACCACAAGCGCCACCAUGAAGCCCCUCAGUACAGACCCCAAGCCCCCCAUCACUGACAUUCUGCCACCCCGAACAACCACCCCCACCCUCACUGAUGCCCCACCUUCCCUUAUAGUGAAGAAAACUACGCCCCUAACUGCCACAGAGGCCACGCCCUUUUCAAAAAUCCCUAAGCCUAUCAGCGAGGAGUCUGCACCCCCUCAACCAUUCGUGAAGGAGCUUAAGUCACCGGCCCUGACCAAGAGCCUUCUUCCACUCACUACCAACCCGCCCCCAACGGAGCUACCUGAGCCAGUAGUUACCGAAAGUGAUGUAGGAGGCUGCAAUGUAUUCUGUACAGCUGCUAACAGUGAAGAGGGAGAUGAUGGGACAGAAACUGAUGUUGCCUCAGAAAAAGCGAAGGAAGAAGAGAUGACGGAAAAAGAGAAGGGUGCAGAGACCGAAGAAGUGUUCACAGUCACCUCCAUAACCACUAAAGCAGAAGACGAUGUGAAGAGUGACUCUCCUACUAUCGAACUAGAGGAUGGAGCAGAUGAGACGGAGGAAGUACUUGUGACAGAGAAAAGGACUGAAGAAGCCACCCCAAAGCCUCAAGCAGAAGACUCUGUGAAAAGAGGAAAGCCCUCUGGGAGAGUGGAGCAGAUGGAGGAACUGGAGGAAAAGAAAAAGAAUGAGAAGACAACCGAGAAGGAGAGAAAUAAAGUCCCUCCCCAAACUUUGGCAGAGGUCCCCCUCCCUGAGGGGGAGAAGGAGGGAGUGGUGAAGAAAGAAAAGGAGGCUGAGGCUGAAGUGCCUGAGGUGGAAGAGACGGUUGGCAGAGAGGAUGCUGGGAGACCCUUUGAUAAAGAGGAGGGGGGAGAGGACCCAGAACCAAAGACCAAAGGGGAAGUCCUUGAAAACCGUGAAUGGGAAAGCUGGCGUCAAGAGACUUUAGAGACCCCUGAGAACAAGGAGCAGUGGGAGGAAGAAGAGACUAAAGAGGAGAGAGAGUUUGCCAAAAAGAAAGGGAUUCUCAAGCUUUUGAUCUCAGGAGAACAGCCUGAGGCCAAACAGUUGUUCGGGAUCAUAUACGAUGAUUUCAAAGACUGCGAGUGCUAUGGCCACUCCAACCGCUGCAGUUACAUAGAGUACCUGAACAUUGUGACGUGUGUCAGCUGUAAGCACAACACCAGGGGACAGAACUGCCAACACUGCAGGCUGGGCUACUACCGGAACGCCUCCGCCGAACUGGACGACGAGGGCGUCUGCAUCGAGUGCAACUGCAACCAGAUGGGUUCCGUCCAUGACCGGUGUAAUGGGACAGGCUUCUGCUCGUGCAAAGAGGGCGCUACAGGGCCCAAAUGUGACGACUGUGUACCCGGGUACUACUGGAAACAAGGGUGUUACCCUAACGUGUGCGACGAGGAACUUCUCCUGUGCCAGAACGGCGGGACGUGCUCCCAGAACCAGAAGUGCAUCUGCCCCCCAGAUUUCAAGGGCGUGCUGUGCCAACAGUCCCGAUGCGACGGGGACAAGGCCUGCAGAAGCGCCUCCACCACCCACCACGAGCCUCUCGGACGCCUGGCGCCCUGGCUCCUGCUACCCCUCCUACUAGCCACAUUAACUGCGCACUGAGUCACUUGCUGUUACCUCCAGACACCGGGGGGGGGGGGGGGGGGGGGGCUGUAUGUGGGCAACCUCUGAAAAGGGAAGAUUGGGAAGACCUGCAAGCUGGCCAGGGACCUUGUGAACACAGACACGCACACACACACACACACAGCAACAUACACCUCACAAGACUGUUACUGACUCAGGGGAACCCCCACACGCACGCACGCGCGCACACACACACACACACAGAGUACGACUUCAGAGGAGAAGACAGAGGAAAAUCGGACAACCAACCGCUGUCUUUCAGUCUCGACGCGCUGUCCGGAAAAAGCUCAAUCUCAUACCAAAAAAGCAUUAUUAUACAAGCAAACAAGAACACUUCAAUCACUGGGAGGAACGGAGGGGGAAAUGGCUGACAUUUCCUUUGUCUUUAUUGAUUUAGUUAAUGCACCCCUCUUCACUGCACUUACUGCUGUGGACCGACAGAAGGGAAGUGUGUUUGGUUAGACUUUGGUUAGUGCCGGGGCUGGUGGGGGGGGCGCGGUGACAGGGAGGGAGGGAAUUCACUGCUGAGGCCUACAUACAAUAUAAACCAGGUUUGACGUCAUCGAUGCAAAAUACCUGAGAUUUUUUUUCACCUUUUUUUUUUU
Esox lucius (northern pike) is the source of this 4473-nucleotide messenger RNA. RefSeq names its product netrin-G2. The coding region runs from base 1046 to 3847 and encodes 933 amino acids. The record is from RefSeq and is a predicted model, not a curated record. Lineage: Eukaryota; Metazoa; Chordata; Actinopteri; Esociformes; Esocidae. The transcript has 17 exons.